AGGCUUGAGGGGUGUGGCCUGCUCUGCUCUGGCAGUUGAUGAGACCUCUCGAGGGUAACACAACUAAAUCCUGAUAAUGGCGAAUGUGACCAAGAAAUCCGCAUCCAAAAUGGAUCUUUCGGCUUUUUCGAUGAAUACUCAAGCAGUGUCAAAGCCUGUCACACCGAUAAAGACCAAGCGGCCUACAAACUUUAUCCCCCAAGCAUUCUUAAUGGAACGGGCCUAAAGACGAACAAACGUGGGAAACGUGCCCUGAAAAGGAGUUCCACCAAGAAGGAUGUUAAAGAAUUAACUCCACCCAAUGCAAAGAAAGGCAAAGAUUCACCACCAAUGGAAGAGCCAUGGCCUCUAGAGGUGCAACCUGUGCAGUCUGCUGAAGAUCAACGUGAAAAGCCUGCUAAGGAUCGACCCACUACCUGUGAAGCAAGCACCAUGACGGAUGCUGAAGAAGUAACUCCACCUUUGCUGAAGAGAGGCAAAGAUUCACCACCGAUGGUCGAGCAACCAACAAAGUCUGUUAAGGAUCAACCCACUACCUGUGAAGCAAGCACCAUGACGGAUGCUGAAGAAGUAACUCCACCUUUGCUGAAGAGAGGCAAAGAUUCACCACCGAUGGUCGAGCAACCAGCAAAGCCUGUUAAGGAUCGACCCACUACCUGUGAAGCAAGCACCAUGACGGAUGCUGAAGAAGUAACUCCACCUUUGCUGAAGAGAGGCAAAGAUUCACCACCGAUGGUCGAGCAACCAGCAAAGCCUGUUAAGGAUCAACCCACUACUUGUGAAGCAAGCACCAUUACUGAUGCUGAAGAAGUAACUCCACUGUUGCUGAAGAGAGGCAAAGAUUCAGUAUUGAUGGAGGAGCCAAAGCCUCUGGCAGAGCAACCUGCAAAUCCUGCCAAGGAUCAACGUGAAAAGCCUGCUGAGGAUCAACCCACUACUUCUGAAGCAAGUUCCAUGACUGAUGUUGAAGAAGUAACUCCACCCUUGCUGAAGAAAGGCAAAGAUUCAUCACCAAUGGAGGAACCACAGCCUCUGGCAGAGCAACCAGCAAAGCUUGCUGAGGAUCGACCCACUACCUGUGAAGCAAGCUCCAUUAUUGAUGCUGAAGAAGCAACUCUACCCAUGCAAGAUUCACCACUGGUGGAGGAGCCACAGCCUCUCAUGGAGCAACCUGCAAAACCUGCUGAAAAUCAACUCACUACCGCUGAAGCAAGCACCAUGACUCUCGAGGUGGAUAGCAAUAGAUGGCUAUCUUGAAGAUGGGAAAUUCCCUUUCCCAUAAACAAUUAAAUUCAAAAUUAU
Peromyscus leucopus (white-footed mouse) is the source of this 1302-nucleotide messenger RNA. RefSeq names its product cell surface glycoprotein 1-like. The transcript is spliced from 2 exons. Lineage: Eukaryota; Metazoa; Chordata; Mammalia; Rodentia; Cricetidae. Bases 331 to 1257 code for a protein of 308 amino acids. The record is from RefSeq and is a predicted model, not a curated record.